Messenger RNA from Drosophila sechellia, 4113 nucleotides. RefSeq lists its product as uncharacterized. The record is from RefSeq and is a predicted model, not a curated record. Gene Ontology annotation, biological process: detection of chemical stimulus involved in sensory perception of taste; sensory perception of sweet taste. The coding region runs from base 16 to 4056 and encodes 1346 amino acids. Lineage: Eukaryota; Metazoa; Arthropoda; Insecta; Diptera; Drosophilidae. Gene Ontology annotation, molecular function: sweet taste receptor activity. Gene Ontology annotation, cellular component: membrane. The transcript is spliced from 20 exons.
GUCCAUGGACUUCAAAUGGAGCGGUCAGUGCAGGAGAAUACCCUGCAUUAUACCAUUGGGCAUGUUCUGAUCAUAGCCCGGAUUUUUGGCGUACUACCUCUGGCCGGGAUAAAUCCUAAGGGCAAGCCGGAAAAUGUUCGCUUCCGCUGGUUUUCCCCGUACAUUCUGUUUUUCGUCGUGGCAUUCACAUUUGUAGUCGCUGACUUCAUGCUCUCAACUAAGAUUGUACAUAACGAUGGCUUUCAGCUGUAUACCAUGGGCUCUUUGAGUUUUAGUGUGAUUUGCAUAUUUUGUUUCGGAUCCUUUUUAAAACUGGCCCGACGGUGGCCCCAUAUCAUCCGGGAAACAGCGCUGUGUGAGCGGAUCUUUCUGAAGCCCUGCUAUGCGAACCAAGAAGGACUCAAUUUCAGCCGAUUUCUAAGGCGUUGGGCAUUGAUCCUUCUGGUGGCCGCUCUAUGUGAACACCUGACUUACGUGGGAAGUGCGGCUUGGAGUAACUAUGUUCAGAUUCGGGACUGCAAUCUGAAAGUGGGAUUUGUGGAGAACUACUUCCUCCGCGAGCGCCAAGAGUUAUUCUCAGUUUUUGAAUACCGCGCCUGGAUGGUGUUCCUUAUCGAAUGGAACACCAUGGCCAUGACUUUUGUCUGGAACUUUGGCGAUAUAUUCCUGUUUCUCAUGUGUCGAGGCUUGAAUAUACGUUUUCAGCAGCUGCACUGGCGUAUUUGCCAGAAUCUAGGAAAGCCCAUGGCCAAGGAGUUCUGGCAGGAAAUACGUUCGGACUUCUUGGAUCUGGACAGCCUGCUGAAGCUCUACGACAAGGAGCUGUCUGGACUGAUUCUGGUCUGCUGCGCCCACAACAUGUACUUCAUUUGUGUCCAAGUCUACCACAGUUUUCAGGUCAAAGGAGCCUUUAUGGAUGAGCUGUACUUCUGGUUCUGUUUGCUCUAUGUGAUCAGUCGCUUGAUGAACAUGAUGCUGGCCGCUUCCUCGAUUCCCCAGGAGAUCAAGGAUAUAUCGAAUACCCUCUACGAGGUCCGUUCGACUCCAUGGUGCGAUGAUCUGGGUCGUCUAAGCGAAAUGCUUCGCAAUGAAACCUUCGCACUCAGCGGAAUGGGAUACUUUUUCGUAACCCGAAGGCUCAUCUUUGCAAUGGCUGGUGCCUUAAUGGGCUACGAACUGGUGCUGUUCCGGCAAAUGCAAGGUGCCGUGGUGCAGAAAAGUAUCUGCAGCCGCGGACCCGGUUCCUCCAUGAGCAUUUUUAUAAGCACACAAUUGGCAUGGGAGCCAACAAUUAGCGGUGACCAGUGGAAAUUUGCGGGCUUGCCACAUGCCUGCGGAGGAUUAGUUGUCAGUCGAGCACGGAACAUGGCCAGGACCACUGGGGAUCCUGCCAAGCGCUGCAGGUGCAUGGCACGCAUCAAGUUCUGGCGAAGAUCGCGCGUGGGCAGCGAACAGGAGGAUUAUAAAUACAGUGGAUCUUUUCAGGAAGCCAUUAAGCCUGUCCUCAUAAUCGCACAGAUCUUUGCUUUGAUGCCAGUCCGAAACGUGAGCUCCAAGUUUGCAGAAGACCUGACUUUCACCUGGUUCAGCGUUCGAUCCUAUUACGCCCUGGUGACCAUCCUGUGCUUUGGUGUUAGCUCUGGAUAUAUUGUUGCCUUUGUGACGAGUGUGUCCUUCAAUUUUGAUUCGGUGGAGACCCUGGUCUUCUACUUGUCCAUAUUCCUCAUUUCAUUGUCCUUUUUCCAACUGGCCAGAAAGUGGCCAGAAAUUGCUCAGUCAUGGCAGUUGGUGGAGGCCAAGUUGCCACCUCUGAAGUUGCCCAAAGAGCGCAGAUCCCUGGCGCAGCACAUCAACAUGAUCACCAUCGUGGCCACCACUUGCUCGCUGGUGGAGCACAUUAUGAGCAUGUUGUCCAUGGGCUACUAUGUCAACUCCUGUCCCCGAUGGCCAGAUCGUCCCAUAGACAGUUUCCUGUACUUGAACUUCUCCUCGGUGUUCUACUUCGUGGACUACACCCGCUUCCUGGGCAUUGUGGGCAAGGUGGUCAAUGUACUUAGCACCUUUGCCUGGAACUUCAACGACAUCUUUGUGAUGGCUGUUAGCGUGGCUUUGGCUGCUCGCUUUCGUCAGCUUAAUGACUACAUGAUGAGGGAGGCUAGAUUGCCCACCACUGUGGACUAUUGGAUGCAGUGCAGGAUUAACUUCCGCAACCUUUGCAAGCUGUGCGAGGAGGUGGACGAUGCCAUAUCCAUCAUUACAUUGCUCUGCUUCAGCAACAAUCUGUACUUCAUCUGCGGGAAGAUCCUCAAGAGCAUGCAGGCCAAGCCGUCUAUAUGGCAUGCCCUGUACUUCUGGUUCUCGCUGGUCUACCUACUUGGUCGCACCCUCAUCCUAUCCCUGUACAGCUCCAGUAUAAAUGAUGAGUCCAAGCGACCGCUGGUAAUCUUUCGAUUGGUUCCCCGGGAAUAUUGGUGCGAUGAGCUAAAACGCUUUUCGGAGGAGGUUCAAAUGGACAAUGUGGCUCUGACUGGCAUGAAAUUCUUUCGGCUGACACGCGGCGUUGUCAUUUCGGUGGCCGGCACAAUUGUGACCUAUGAACUCAUUUUGCUGCAUUUACAUCUGCGGGUGGAAUCAGCAGGUCCUAGGAUGAAGAUCCUUCCAAAGCUGGAGGGCAAGUUGCGCCGGCUGAAGAAAAGGGUAACCCGGACAUCCCUGGUCAGAAAAUUGGAUUUGGUUCACGAGAGUGCCCGAAAGAAGGCAUUUCAGGAGAGUUGUGAGACCUACAGAAAUCAGAUUGAGAAUGAGUACGAGAUCAGGAAUAGUUUGCCCAAACUAUCGCGUAGCGAUAAGGAGGCAUUCCUCAGCGAUGGUAGCUUCCACCAGGCGGUGGGCAGAGUGCUCCUAGUGGCGGAGUUCUUCGCCAUGAUGCCGGUCAAGGGUGUGACGGGCAAACAUCCUGCGGAUCUGAGCUUCUCCUGGCGCAACAUACGCACCCGCUUCAGUCUGCUUUUCAUCGCCUCGACCUUGGCCAACUUUGGACUGUCGUUGUUUAAGGUGUUAAACAAUCCGAUUAGCUUCAACAGUAUUAAGCCCAUUAUAUUCCGGGGAUCUGUCCUGCUGGUCUUGAUAGUGGCUCUAAAUCUGGCAAGGCAGUGGCCCCAGUUGAUGAUGUACUGGCACACGGUGGAGAAGGAUCUGCCGCAGUACAAGACGCAGUUGAGCAAGUGGAAGAUGGGUCAUACCAUAUCCAUGGUCAUGCUGCUGGGCAUGAUGCUGUCCCUUGCAGAGCAUAUCCUGAGCAUGGUAUCGGCUAUAAACUACGCUUCUUUCUGCAACCGCACCGCCGAUCCCAUCGAGAACUACUUUCUGCGCACCAACGACGAUAUCUUUUUCGUGACCAGCUACUCCAUAACUCUGGCCUUGUGGGGGAAAUUCCAGAACGUGUACUCGACUUUCAUAUGGAGCUACAUGGACAUGUUCGUGAUGAUUGUGAGCAUUGGACUGGCUUCAAAGUUUCGCCAGCUCAACGAUGAUUUGCGAAACUUUAAAGGAAUGAACAUGGCUCCAACUUACUGGUCAGAGCGACGUAUUCAGUACAGAAAUAUAUGCAUACUGUGCGACAAAAUGGACGAUGCCAUAUCACUCAUUACAAUGGUGUCCUUCUCCAACAACUUGUAUUUCAUUUGCGUGCAGUUGCUGAGAAGCUUGAACACUAUGCCUUCGGUGGCCCAUGCUGUGUACUUCUACUUCUCGCUCAUCUUCCUAAUUGGUCGCACUCUGGCGGUUUCACUGUACUCCUCGAGUGUUCAUGACGAAUCCAGGUUGACUUUGAGAUACCUGCGCUGUGUGCCCAAGGAGUCCUGGUGUCCGGAGGUGAAACGAUUUACGGAGGAGGUAAUCAGCGAUGAGGUGGCCCUCAGUGGCAUGAAGUUUUUCCACCUCACAAGGAAGCUGGUGCUGAGUGUGGCUGGAACCAUCGUCACGUACGAACUAGUUCUCAUCCAAUUUCACGAGGAUAACGACCUGUGGGACUGCGAUCAGAGCUAUUACUCAUAGGAGGAUGUUUUUCACAAGGUUUAUUGCAUAAUAAAUAAAAAAUCAUCUUGCACUUUA